Messenger RNA from Cydia pomonella (codling moth), 1988 nucleotides. RefSeq names its product glutaminyl-peptide cyclotransferase-like. The transcript is spliced from 5 exons. Bases 214 to 1245 code for a protein of 343 amino acids. NCBI's taxonomy places the organism in Eukaryota, Metazoa, Arthropoda, Insecta, Lepidoptera, Tortricidae. The record is from RefSeq and is a predicted model, not a curated record. Gene Ontology annotation, molecular function: zinc ion binding; glutaminyl-peptide cyclotransferase activity.
AUUUGAUUUGUAGAGGGGGUCGGGAGGACGAGAGGUAGAGGAGGGCCGGAGGUUUGAAUGAAGCCUGUAGCUGUAGUGUAGUGUAGUUUUAGGGAGUGAGUGAGUGAAUAUCACGGAGGGCGGCGGAUUGGCUGUGAUUUUGUGACAUAUGUUCAGUUAGGUGCAAAUUAAAAACAAUCAGUUUCACACGUACACGUCCGGAGUCCAGACAACAUGUCGCGAUUUUUCACGUAUAUCGCUUCCGCGGUGCUUUGUUUUAGCCUAGUUAAUACUAACAAUGCUCUUAAAUUUUAUCAGGAAAAGAACUUCCAUGAAGCCCAAGAACUAACAGACCAGGACAUUAAGAACAUAGCUGCCAUGUCAGACAUAACACAUUUUAGAACAGUGCUAGACAAGAUCAUGAUCCCUAGAGUAGUUGCAACACCCAACCAUGGCAAAGUGAACAAAUUCAUCAAGAAAGAGAUGUCAAGUCUAGGUUGGAAUGUAACAGAAGAUGCAUUUGAUGAUCAAACGCCAGUAUUUGGCACAUUGCGGUUUAAGAAUAUAAUUGCCACAUUGAAUCCAAAUGCAGACAGAUAUUUGGUGCUAGCAUGCCAUUAUGAUAGUAAAUAUACAAGGGAACAUGUGUUUAUUGGUGCCACAGAUUCCGCUGUACCAUGUGCCAUGAUGAUAAAUCUAGCCAAAGUGAUGGGCCCCAAGCUAGAGAAGUUAAAACGGGCAAACCUGAGCCUGAUGUUCAUAUUCUUUGAUGGAGAGGAAGCAUUCCGGCAGUGGGGGCCUACAGACUCCAUCUAUGGCGCUCGGCAUUUGGCCAAGCAGUGGCAUGGGAUGUCUUAUAAGGAUGGUGCUAAUCAUUUGCAGAGGAUGGACGUUCUAGUGCUUCUAGACCUCCUAGGCGCCCCAGACCCAGUGUUCUACAGCUACUUCCAGUCUACAGAGAAGUGGUACGUGAGGCUGGCGAGCGCAGAACAGCGGCUAGCGGAGUUGGACCAGCUCGGAGGCUACACUAAGGGCAGGGCCGAGCAGACAUACUUCAGACUGUCGAGCUCAAGGUCUUUUGUGGAAGAUGAUCAUAUCCCGUUCUUGAGGAGAAACGUGGACUGUCUCCACAUAAUCCCGUCCCCGUUCCCGGACGUGUGGCACACGGCCGGCGACGACGCCUCGGCGCUGGACUUCAACACCAUUGAGAACCUCAACAAGAUCAUGCGAGUGUUUGUGACGGAAUACCUGCACACGCAGGCCUAGCUGUACAACCGAUGGCGGCUUUGGAGGGUUAUAGUUACUUAAUGAGUUACAUUCCGAAUCAGACAUGUUUAUGAUGUUUCCGUUUGACGGUAUUCGAUGUUAUUGUCCUUUAGAAAGGACAUCAUUGUUGAACCAAGCAAAAAAUAUUCUAAAAAUUUAGCCCAUGUGAAUUUUAAUAGGUACUUAUCAUCAGCACAUGCAAUUCUAAUGGAUAAUGCUACCUUAACCGCAGACUUGGCAAGGUACUCGUUAUUUUACAUGUUCCAGCAGUUUCCAAAACUAGACAUACCUAUAAAUCCAAUGUAUCGUCAGGUGACACGAAAACACACUUUACAAUUUAGUUGCAAAAAAUAAUCCAAAAUCAACCUUGUGUUAUUACUGUUACGGUUCACUAUGUCUCUGAACUUGUUGUAGUAAUUAUAAAUUGUUGGUUGUCACCUAACGGUAUGAUAUUAUUCUCCUUUAUAAAGGGCAUAUUUUUUGGAGCAUAACCAAAUAUCUAUAGAUUUUAAAGACAUCGAGACUCUUACCAGUGUUUGUAUCAGAGGACAAGCAGGCAAAGGCAUAGAGCAGGCAGGCAUGGCAGGUCCUGGUUACUUAGUGUUCUACAUUCCGAAUUAUAAUUAUAUAACAAUAUAAAUGUUUGUGAGUUUGACUACCGGAUGUCUACGCUUGGCUGUGUACGAUAUUAUGCACUUUUAAAAGGAUUUUAUAAUAAUUUAUCUGCUUAUGGUGUCAGAAAA